AUGGCACCAAUGUAUAAGAUCAAUGGUAUUACAUCAAUGUUUGAGACCAAUGAGCGGAGAGAAUGUGCCUUCUUUGAGGACCUAGGGUCUUCUUAUAGAGGUCGUCACAGUGUCCACAACUUGGGCUACGAGUGUGAGUACUGGGCCGACAACGGCUGGCCCUCCACCGACACCGACUACAUCAUGGGGAACUUGGAGGAGAACUACUGCCGGAAGGCGGCCUGGAACUGGCGCUUCCUCGUCUGUAAACACAAGACUACCAUGGCGUUCUGUGUCUCCGUGCCCCUUUGUGAUGUUUCCGAAGAUUUACCCAAUGUGGCUUUCAAGAAGGCUGCAAGGUCUUCCAAUGCCAAACUGGGAAAUUCCACAGAAAAUGCGUUGGAUGGCAAGAUUAGAAUGGACUGUGAUUGGUACCUGAUACUAGUCAAAGCUUGUCUGGCAGACCCAGAAGGCCCUGCAUCUUUUGCCACAGAACCAGGUUUGGUGGAGCCGUGGUUUCAGGUCGACCUGCAGAGACACUUCCUGGUGCAGGCAGUCGUCAUAGUCAGAGCUGAAGAGGAGAAGCCCUAUAACGCCCGUCAUAUGAUGACCUUUGUCAGCGUCCGGCAGUGGGACUUCUUCACGUCCGGCGCCCCGGUCUGCGAGGGCCCUACAAACCUGGGCCGCAAUAACGUGUACCGAUUUGAGUGUGUCCGGCCACUCACUGGUCAGUACGUGACCAUACAAAACAACGUCGCCUCUCACCCCGGACGUGACUACCCACCAGGGUUCAUUUUUGAACUGUCUGAAGUCAAAAUAAGGGCUAAAGCUUUGACGUGUGGCUUGCCGAUGGGGAUGCUGUCGGGAGUGAUUCAAGAUGCGCAAAUUGCAUCUUCAUCAACAGCAUCUGACUCGCUGCCACCACGUAAUGCCCGACUUAACCUACCCGCAGGGUGGUGCGCCUCGGACGCUGACCCUAACCCAUAUAUACAGGUGGACCUGCUGACCAGCGUCACGGUGCAGGGCGUGGUCGUGCAGGGCUGGACAGAGGAAGGGGCUGACCACAAGAUGCCCGACUCCUUCACAGUGCUGCACGGCCUGACGCCAGACACGCUGACUCCGUAUCUGGACGGUCGGGGGCAGGUUAGGACUUUCUACGUUGAUUCGUCUUUAGCCCCAGACUUCCCACAGAGAUUCCUGUUUGUCGAAUCCAUCUUUUCACGCAUUAUCCGGAUGCAUCUUAACGGUCAAGCAUGCGUCAAGCUGGAGCUUAUUGGAUGUCCGAAACAAGAAGAUAUCCAGUCUAAGGAAGGAUGUUAUACUGAGGUGAGAGAUUCAGGGGAGAUAACUUCUCCGAGCUUCCCCUUCUACUACGGCGAGGGUACGCACUGUGUGUGGGACGUGGAGUUCCCCGCCCAGAGUCAAAUCAAACUGGAAAUACUUAAUCUGACACUUCCAGUGAAAGAAGGACGAUCCAUGCAGGUUGGAGCAUACGAGGCCAUGAACGCCGACUGUGAGGACGCUCUGGUUGUGGAGAACGUCCUGGAGACCAGGGAGGUUCUCUUCGUGGCCACUGGGAAAAACUAUUCCAGGCAUCAGAGGUCAGAGAUCAUAUCCUCAAGUAACAAGGUCAAGGUGACAUUGAUGUCGUGUAUGAGAAUGUCCCGUGUAUCGAGUCUGGCUGGGUUCAGGAUCAAAUUGUCUGUGUAUGAGUGUAAGCCUGGUUUUCGAGCCUUUAACGGCCAUUGCUACCUGUUCAAACAAGAACAAACUGGUUUGACCUGGUUCGAGGCCGAAGAUAGAUGUGUCGAACAUGGCAGCCAUCUUGUCAGCAUCAACAGCGCUAGCGAGAUGCAGUACAUCCACACGGUGAUAGUCAUAUCAGACACGGUCCGUCAGAAGGAGGCUUACGUAGGUUUGAGGAAGAGGAGUGCCAGAGAGUUUGAGUGGACAAGCGGUGAAGCUCUCACGUACACAGACUGGUACUUUGACCCCGAGUCCCAGGUGGCACAGCCGGACGGAGGAGACCGGGAGCUGUGUGUGAUGUUGAGGAUGACGGACGUGAGGAGGACGGCCAUCUGGCAUGACGUGGUGUGCGCUUUCGACAGGGUCCAGCAGUAUGUGUGUGAGAUGCCGCAGAUCCAGGUGGACCCAGUUCCAGAUGGAGACGUGCGUAACGUGAGCUUCAAUGCGACUGCGCAGAGAACUGGGUACUACUUCCGGUGUGACAACAGCGAGUACAUCUCCCGGACACUGUGGUGUGACGGACGCAUGGACUGUACAGAUGGCAGCGAUGAACGUAACUGCGACGUGUUCUGCCCAUCGCGUUUUAAAUGUGACAAUGGCCGCUGUUUGGCCUUCACCUUGCUGUGUGACUACAGGGACGACUGCGGCGACCAAUCAGAUGAGAGACAAUGUGGGUGUGUUGUGAUGAUGUUUUUUACAUGCUUGCGUCUUCUAGCGUCCUUGGCCUGCCGUGCUGACGAGUGGAUGUGUGCCAGUGGUCAGUGCAUCCCCCGGUCUGACCGCUGUGACCUCAACACCCAGUGUCAAGAUGGUUCAGACGAGGACAUGUGUGAUGUCUGCCCUGAGCCAGCGUUUCAGUGUUACGACGGUCUCUGCAUCCACGAGGCCAAUGUCUGUGACGGCCACAUAGACUGUGGCGGGGUGUACAACGAGGACGAGGGGACGUCGUGUAGGAUCCGGGCACAUCCGUCCUGUGGGGCGUGGCACGCCCUUGGGGCACGGGAUAACGGUGCCUACACCCUCACGGAUGGGGAUGGAGGCACAUUUCCCGUGGAGUGUAUAUUCGACCACAGCAGAGACAGGGUUGCCACUGUCAUCCAUCACGACCAAGAGGACGUGGUUGUCAUGGAUACAAUUUCAGUCGCACAGCAUCCCAUCAACUACAACAUCGCCAUGGACAGCGUCAUGUACGUGCUACAGGGGUCGCAGUCCUGUAGUCAACGGGUGGACGUAGACUGCCAGUAUGUUUACAGAGCCAUGUCCAACAGUAUCUCCUGGCUCGACGUCAAGGGAGGCCGCCAUCUUUUCCACAACUCUUCCAAACCCAACUGCAGCUGUGAACUUGAGUAUGCUUGUGACAUGGGACAAGAGAGGUGCUUUUGUGACGUCAUAGUGCAACAAGCGUGGAACAUGCUGCCCGACACGUCGCGACUUCACGACCACGGCGACAUCGUCGACAAACAGCUCCUACCCAUCAGCGGCAUCAACAUCAGCGUGGUGAACGAGUACGGCAGCAUCCGCUUCACAGUGGGCCCGCUUGUGUGUGUGGAGAAGAAGCACAACGCGACCACACAGAUGAUGUGUAAGUCUGGCAUCACCGCCGACGUCGCCACUCGGUGUGUCCUGGACUACAAUCAACACGGCGGAGUGGUUGGAUGUCGUGAUCUGACCCAUCUGCUCGGCUGUGGCGAAUUCGUGUGCCCAGUGAACUAUAUGAAGUGUCCAGACAGUUUCUGUCUGCCUCUGAGGCGAGUCUGUGACGGUCACCGUGACUGUCUAGAUGGACGUGACGAGCAGCAGUGUGACACCUGGGUCUGCCCUGACCUGUUCCGGUGCGGUGAUGGCGGGACGUGCCUGACCUGGGACCAGGUGUGUGACGGAAGAGAACACUGUCCCAGGGGGGACGACGAACGCGACUGUGACCCCACCUGUCCGGAGGGAUGUACAUGUCAGGAUAUGACCACUAGGUGUCAGCACCUCUCCCUUGAUGUCGCCAGUGCCAUUCCCCAUGACACCAAGAACCUUGAUCUCAGCCGCAUCAACAUUCCUGACUUUGAGAAUUACUCAUUUAAUGGCCUGGAUUCUCUUCUGUACUUGAACUUGUCCGACUGUGGUAUUCUAGACCUGACGAAUACCUCCUUCGUGGAUCUAAUCAGCCUUAUGUAUCUAGACCUCAGUAACAACCUGAUUACCUCCCUUGUGGAGAACGUGUUCUUUGGUGUCAGGAACCUGAAACACCUAAUUUUAUCUGGAAACAAAAUGUUGUCUUACAUCUCCCCGGGAACUUUCAAUGGUCUGUGGAACCUUCCUGUUUUAGACCUUUCUGGUCUGUCUGUCGCCAACCUACAAGAAAAUGUAUUUUCGGGAUUAACAAACUUAAAACGUUUGAAUUUGAGCAACACGGGUCUUGUUGCGGUCGAGACUGGAGCUUUCAGUGAGCUUGAUAAUCUUAUCAGUCUUGACCUGAGAAAGAAUACUAUCAAAAGUUUUGAUGGAGGGGUGUUUUCAGGUCUGACUGGACUACAAGAUCUUGUGACCGAUGCUUACGAGUUCUGUUGUAUUCGGCCAAUCAGUGUCACCCAAGCGAAGUGUCUACCCCCACCUGACGAGUUUUCAUCCUGUUCAGACUUGAUGAAGAACGUCACCCUUAGAAUUAGUCUGUGGGUGUUGGGAGCAGUUGCUCUGCUAGGCAACUCAAUAGUACUCUUCUACAGGCUCAUCUAUGACAGAGCCGGACUCAAGCGAAACAACGGAAUCUAUGUCGCUAACCUCGGCGUGUCCGACUUCCUAAUGGGCGUCUAUAUGUUCAUCAUUGCUGGAGCAGACACCCACUUCCGGGGAUGGUACAACUGGAACGACACCUGGUGGCGAGAAAGCGAACUGUGUCAGCUGGCUGGCUUCUUGUCUGCUCUGUCCAGUGAGGUUUCAACCAUCUUCCUUUGCAUCAUCACCAUUGACCGCCUUGUCGCCCUCAAGUCCCCUUUCUCCGCUUUUGCCCAGAAUUCCAAGCUAGCGUGUGUGGCCUGUGUGGUCACCUGGCUCUGUGGCUUGGCUCUUGCUGGAGUUCCACUGUUGCCUUUGGAAUACUUCAGGGGCAGGUUCUACUCCCGAUCUGGGGUGUGUCUUGCUUUGCCCCUCACCAGAGAUAAACCACCUGGGUGGGAAUAUGCAACGGCAGUGUUUGUUGUGUUCAACUUCCUGUGUUUUGUCGUCAUUGCUGUGGGGCAGGCUGGGAUCUACCGCGACAUCCGGGGCAGACCGGAAGUGACGGUGCAGAAGGGAGACGUGCAGUUGGCCCGGAAGCUGUCUCUCAUCGUCAUGUCGGACUUCCUCUGCUGGUUCCCUAUCUGUGUUAUGGGCCUGAUGGCGAUGCGAGGUCACGUGAUCCCCGGAGAGGUGUACACAUGGACGGCAGCCUUCAUCCUCCCCAUCAACUCCGCCCUCAACCCCCUCCUCUACACCCUGUCAUCGGCUACCUCCACAAACCUUAGGAGGAAGAUCGUGAGGGGAGUGUUGGGCAGUGGACGAUCCAACCCCUUGUCCUCAGCCAAUGACUCAACCCGCAUCUCUGAAAGUCGCAGUAUCUCCCGACGACGUCACCGUGGUCGGCAGCCAUCUGAUGCUGACGCCGUGAAGACGCCAGACGGCGCUGUGAGUUUGAGGACGGCCAUCUUGGCAGGACUUGACGUCACCGAGAUGUUGUAUAUCUGUCAGGGGGUGACGAGGUCACUGGAGGUGAUGCACAGUCACCAUCUUGCCUGUACCAGUCUAUCCGAGGAUAGUGUAGUCAUCUUCUAUAAACAAGGGAUGAUGACUCAGGUAGGCAUCAGUGAUGAGAUGACCCCCAUUAAGGACGGGAACAACCCCUCCCAUGACGUGCAGCAGCUGGGUCACAUGGUUCAACUGAUGCUGACAAUGGGGAAGAGGGACAUCCAAUAAACGCUGUACCUGCUUUUCCUACAUAACUAGCUCUGUAAUUGUGUCGUACUUUACUUUAUUUACAGCAAUGUGAUGUAUGUAUUUCUCAUAAAACAGAGAUUCUCGCUUGUCACGCCGAUAACCCAACAUGGGUAUAAUAUUCUUGCUGUCACCGCCGUAAUAUUGCUGUGAUGCUGCCAUCUUCCCGAGGCAAGUUCGUCUACUAGCCUAUAUCAAAGCCUAGUUUUAUACUCUUGCCACGUCAAGCUCAGCUCUCUUGGCUCGAUCCUGGCGCCACCUCGCGUAGAUCACGAGUUGUGCCCCUUGUAAUGAAAACGCGUUAUCCAAUCAGAUCGCUGUUCUUAUCUCGCAUGGCCUAACAAAGAUGGCGACUACCAUAGACGACGAUCAAGUCGAUCAGUAACGAAACAUUCGCGAUUUCAUUCCUGACAGACAAACACAGGCAACCGUUGAGGAGUUUAAAAGAUAAAAAAGACAUAUUUGUGUCAAAGACUGGCAGCGGCAAAACACUUUAAUACGAAUACGUACCAGUUGAAUUUGUGAGACGUUCUCUUAUUGGACUAUAGAUAUGUCCGAUAGUCCAAUCAUAUUUAGCCGAGGUAACUGGGCGUGAUGUGGCAAGGGUGGAAUCAAGACUUCAAUGAGAAGAAAAGGCUAAUUGGCGCUCUUGCCUCGGGAAGAUGGGAGUUUGCUGAAACCAUGUUUAAUCAUUUACUCCAGAGCAUAUCUCUAAAGUACGACCUUCCAUUUCAGUCUGGGGCGCAAUAAUUAAAAUAUCAUAUACAAAUAUGUCAAAUACUAGAUUUCGCACGUACUGUUGAACACCUUUGUGUCAAACUUGAAGGGAACCGAAAAGAGUUCUACCUAUUGAAGUGUUCGACACCCCCGAAAACACAUUGUCAACGUCAUUCACAACACCAGAAUAAUCUGACUUAUUAAAUCAGUUCGACACAACCGCCAAUUCGACACAAUUGUGGUCAUCUGCAUUUUAGUAAUUGAUAAUAUGAUACAUAACAGUAUAUAUAUGAUAUUAAUGAUACGGAAAUGAAAUUCAAUUUGAACAUCUGCAACUGAUUUUUGUGGUGACUGAAUAAGUGAGUGAGUUGAGUUCAGUGCACUUUCAAUUAUAGCCCACGUGUUAGCUUAACCUAGGAGUGAGUGAGUGAGUUGGGUUUAACGUCGCUUUUAACAGUAUUCCAGUUAUAUCACGGCGUGUCAGCUUAAUGUGGGAG
This is a messenger RNA of Haliotis rufescens (red abalone), 6896 nucleotides long. RefSeq lists its product as uncharacterized. Gene Ontology annotation, molecular function: protein binding; G protein-coupled receptor activity. The record is from RefSeq and is a predicted model, not a curated record. NCBI's taxonomy places the organism in Eukaryota, Metazoa, Mollusca, Gastropoda, Lepetellida, Haliotidae. The transcript has 27 exons. The coding region runs from base 1 to 5664 and encodes 1887 amino acids. Gene Ontology annotation, biological process: G protein-coupled receptor signaling pathway. Gene Ontology annotation, cellular component: membrane.